Messenger RNA from Bursaphelenchus okinawaensis, 1183 nucleotides. Lineage: Eukaryota; Metazoa; Nematoda; Chromadorea; Rhabditida; Aphelenchoididae. The record is from the annotation of a GenBank genome assembly.
AUGGUAGGUUAAUAGUUUUAAAGUUAUUAAAUAUUUAUUUUUUUACAAUUACUAUAAAAUUACCGUUCUGAGAUAAGUUUAAAAACCUCAGAAAAAUUUUAAAAAACUCUAACCUUUCGAAAAUCAUAUUUUUAAUCUCUAGAAGACUGCCUUAGCUUUGUUUACCCUUAUUGGCUGGGUCGUAGCCUUCGGCAAGUACACUCCUCAUUUGACCAGCCAUGAGAAACUUUCGGCCCACGCUCAAGCACUGACAGGUGAUGACUUAGUAAAUUAUGUCAAUAACCUUAAAACUACCUGGACUGCUGAACGUUUUAACUGGGCUGCUAACAAAACCGCCGCGGAACAAGCAAAACUAGUCGGUGUUUUGGAUUUGCCGGAACAAUAUAGUCAUUUGGUUCUCGAAGGCCCAGCUACAUUAUCGCUUCAAGAAGAACUGCCUGAAAACUUUGAUGCUCGCGAACAAUGGCCCGACUGUCAGACUAUCAAGCACAUUCGUGACCAAGCCAACUGCGGAAGCUGUUGGGCGUUUGGUGCUGUUGAAGCCAUUUCUGAUCGUGUUUGCAUCCACAGUCAAGGAAAGAAGCAGGUUAGCGUAAGUGCCGAAGAUAUGUUGUCGUGCUGCGGCACGUGCGGAUACGGAUGCAACGGUGGCUUUCCCUAUAUGGCUUGGAUGCACUACUGGUGGACCGGUGUUGUGUCUGGCGGGGACUACGGUACACACGAAGGAUGCCGUACUUACUCAAUUAAGCCGUGUGCACUGUACGAGAACCACAAGUGCACAGGGGAAGUCUCUACACCAAAAUGUGAACAUACUUGUGAAGCUGGCGCCAACUUGGUUUAUGAAUCCGAUAAACAAAAGGGUGGGUAUCCGCACAAGGUUUCAUCUAACGAAAAGACUAUUCGUGAAGAAAUCUUUAAAAAUGGUCCUGUGGAAGCUUCGUUUACCGUGUACGCCGACUUUAUGCAGUACAAAACUGGUGUCUAUCAACACAAAGCUGGCUCAAAACUUGGAGGUCAUGCUAUAAAACUUCUUGGUUGGGGGGUAGACAAUGGAACUCCAUACUGGUUGGCCGCCAACUCAUGGACUCCAACUUGGGGAGAAAAGGGUUUCUUCCGUAUUCUGCGUGGCCGAAACGAAUGUGGUAUAGAAGGCGAAAUUGUCGCUGGAAUACCAAAAGUUUAA